AUGAUGUCCUCCACCAACGAUGAGGAUCCCUUCCUCCAGGUCCAACAAGAUGUCCUCAACCAAAUGGCCACCACCCGGCCUCUAUUCGCCUCAUAUCUCCGAAUUCGCUCCUUGUCCACAAAUGCUAGCUCGCCCGAACUUGCCUCAGCUCGCUCAGAGCUCGAGAGCGCCUUGUCAUCCCUUGCCGACGACCUAGCCGACCUUGUCGCGUCCGUUCAAGCCGUCGAAUCUGAACCUGCGCAAUUCGGCCUCUCAGCCCACGAGGUCACGCGCCGAAAGCGCCUGGUUCAAGAAGUUGGCGGCGAGAUUGACGACAUGCACGAUGAGCUUGCCAAGAGGGUGGACGCGAGCGACCUGCCCGACCCGAAUGCGUUUGCCAUUGACGGCGAUGGUGACGAUAACUACGCUGAGUUCGAGCAACAGCAGCAGAUGGAAAUAAUGCACGAGCAGGAUCAGCAUCUAGACGGCGUGUUUCAGACAGUGGGCAACCUGCGCCGGCAGGCGGAUGAUAUGGGAAGGGAGCUCGAGGAGCAGCGUGAGAUGCUGGAGGAUGUGGAUAAUAUAGCCGAUCGCGUCCAGAGCCGGUUGGCGGUAGGUGUGCAGAAGCUGGGGCAUGUGAUGCGGCAGAACGAGGAUCGCUACAGCAGCUGUUGUAUAGCUGUCCUCAUAUUUGUUCUCAUUGUGCUCCUGGUCCUCCUCCUGAUCAUAUAA
This is a messenger RNA of Fusarium sp. VM40, 711 nucleotides long. The record is from the annotation of a GenBank genome assembly. NCBI's taxonomy places the organism in Eukaryota, Fungi, Ascomycota, Sordariomycetes, Hypocreales, Nectriaceae.